AUGGCUACUAUCCCGGCCUACGAGAAGGGUAACAUUGAGAAGGGAGCGCCUGCUCCCCCGGAAAUUGUUGCGGCGAGAAGCAAUGAUGGCGAAAUCGCUUCUCGAAUGUACGAUGAGCGGCCUUCGCUGUUGACCUGUCUUGGGGUCACGCCGGAGUCGUUCAAGCAACGCACGUUGGCGGACACGCAUAGCCAGCUGAACAAGACGCUGACGACGAGACGUCUCCACCUGAGAGUUACUGGUGAUCGCGCAAUUCGGCAUGGUAGAAGCGUUGCAACACAUGCACAGGUUCGGUGCUUACCAAUAGUCGCAAGAGGCGGAGGAUUAGUGGAUCGCAGACUUUGACUCCACCUCUUCUCUUCCUCCCUUUUCUAAACAGUAUUUCUAAACAGUAAAGCCUUCCUUGAUUGCUUUUUCGAGAUGCGAAUCCAGUCGAAGUGCUGGUCGAUGGAUCUUGCUCGAUCAUGUUGCCAAGGAUGUGCGCCGUCCGAUGAGGGGUUCAAGUGUAUACAUGUAGUGCCGUUGUCGGAGUCUCGUAAACUCGCGGUUCCCUGUCGCCUGUCUAUCUCGAAACAUGUCAACACGUCGGUCUUAGAGUAGAACUCGGCGCUGAUGCCAAUGUGCCCCCUCUCUUAACUAGAAAAUCACGGCAAAGACCAUCAAGAAGAUGCAUACGAAAGCUUUGGCUCAGUUUGCAGCAACCGCCACCACCGACCAGCUCACUCCAGAACUUCGUAACAAGGUCAAGGAAGUUUUGAUCGAUUUCAUUGGAGUCGCAGCCGGCGCAUUGGACAAUGCAGAGUCCACAGACCCGAUUUACAAGGCAAUCGUCGCGCUUCAAGGCCAAGGUAACACAGGCAACAGCACAGUGAUUGGUAAAGGCAAACCGCAUAUGCUCCCGCAGUACGCCGCGCUCCUCAACUCAGCCUUCGCGCAUUCCUUGGACUUUGACGAUACACAUGCGGAAAGCGUACGUAUUUCUUCUCGUCUUUGGCUAAAGACACCGUUGGCUGAUCGUCUCAGACUCUCCAUGCUGGCGUGACGGCGAUCUCAGCGGCUUUAACGCAAGCUGAGCUUUUGAGUGGCGAGGCGACUAGUGAACGGUUCAUGCUUGCGAUCUGCGUUGGCUAUGAGACAGUGUGCCGCAUAGGUCGCGAAUUAGGAUUUGAAUCGUAUCACCGCGGCUUCCACAAUACCGCCACAGCGGGUGUCUUUGGCGCAGUAGCGACAAUCGCAGUAUUGAAAAAGCUCUCAGCCGAGACCGUUGGGAUGGCCUUUGGAUUGGCUGGAAGCAGAGCAGCAGGUUCUAUGCAGUACUUGGACAAUGGCUCCUGGAACAAACGGCUUCAUCCUGGGUUUGCUGUACAUGACGCCUAUAUGUGUGUUGGCCUGGCUGAGGCAGGCGUCGUUGGUGCUACCAAGAUCAUUGAAGGCGAAAUGGGCUUCUUGAAGGCGUAUAGUCCACGAGAGCCGAAGGACCUCGAGCGUCUUGUGCGUGACCUGGGUCAUGAGUGGAUCUGGCGUACCUCAAGCCUCAAACCAUUCCCAGCUUGUCGCAUGACGCAUGUCUUCAUCGAAAUGGCCGGCAAUCUUCAAAGCUCCCGCGCUAUCACACCUGAAGAUAUUCAAGGCAUCAGGGUGACCAUGAGCCCCACUAACUACCUGUUAGUGGGCAAGCAUACCCCUAACAAGGUCCAUCCGCAGACCACUGUCGAUGCGCAAUUUUCGGUAUAUUUCCAAGUUGCAAAUGCACUCCUCUAUGGCGCCAACACUGGAAUCCAGGCGUAUCACAAAUUGAACGAUCCAGGAAUCGCUGCUCUUUCGGAUCGCAUAAUAGUCGAGACAGAUGCAGACAUGUCUGGUUUUGCAGGAAUCCUCGCUGUUGGGUGGACUAGUGGAAGCAUGGACAAAGUACAAAUGGAAUUCCCACUUGGAGAGGUCCGGCACCCAUUUACCCGGGACAAGGUAGACGCCAAGUUUAGGAGCCUGACGGUGCCAGUGUAUGGGGAACAGAAGGCGAACGAAGUGAUUCGGAUGAUCGAUGACCUUGAAAAGCAUACCGUUUCUGAUAUGUUGUCUCUCUUGCAGUAG
Messenger RNA from Lecanosticta acicola, 2091 nucleotides. The record is from the annotation of a GenBank genome assembly. Lineage: Eukaryota; Fungi; Ascomycota; Dothideomycetes; Mycosphaerellales; Mycosphaerellaceae.